Molecule: messenger RNA, 1856 nt
Organism: Paramacrobiotus metropolitanus
Lineage: Eukaryota; Metazoa; Tardigrada; Eutardigrada; Parachela; Macrobiotidae
Product: atrial natriuretic peptide receptor 1-like
Exons: 8
Coding region: 112-1656 (514 amino acids)
Cellular component (GO): membrane
Molecular function (GO): signaling receptor activity; peptide hormone binding
Source: RefSeq, a predicted model, not a curated record
GUAUCAUCGUGCUGUGAUCAGUGUGCUGUCACUUCUAAAUACUUCUCGGAAUACGCUAUGUGUUAUAUUUACUGGUACUGCAUCCGCUGCGAUUUGUCAGUAUCGUGAGAAAUGCGGUUGAUUGCACAUUUAUAUUGUGUUUUUGGAUACUUAUCUUUUUGCACCUCAGCGCAGUCAUCCAUUUCUGUCCCGCUUCCCAGUUCUUCCAUUGUCGGCCGUGAUAUCAGCGCUGAUAACAGCACGCAGGGAACGUACACCUCCUCCUAUCCCGUUGGCGUCACACCGACGCCGGAUCCCAGUAAUCGCAAUAUUACCUUGUGCCUACUGAUUGAACGCUCCCACGGAGAUAAGUCGGCCAUCUACGAUUAUGAUCGGGUAGCAGCCGCCAUUCAAUUGGCUGUCGAUCAUGUUAAUCAGCAUAUCUUAUCCGGCGGAUACCAGCUGCAGACCUUCUACAAAGAUAUUGGGAAGAACUGUGAUAAGAAAAACGAUAUUGUUAAAUAUGCCCUGCAAAUACUGUCCGCCGGGAUCAACUGCAAUGCCUUCCUUGGUCCAGGUUGUGGAUACAGUGCGGACAGUCUGUACAACCUGGUGGAAUUUAUGCGGAUCCCCAUGAUGGGUUGUCCGGCUGCCGGCUUUGCAGCGGAAUCCGAUCGAGAGCAGUACAUAAUGGCCACGCGAAUGAGUUUCACGCAUAAAAACACCAUCAACGUGAUCUUCCGAUUCUUAAAACAUCAUGCCUAUAAACAUGUGUUUGUCGUCCAAGAUGAGUCUGACAGCUUUUUUGAAGAGCUUACCGCGGUAUUUAACCGUGAGAUCCGUAAGCGCACCGAUGUCAUACGCACCGUCACCGCGUAUCCCUUUCGCAGCCGGGAUGCAACAAUUGAACAGUAUGAGCGUAUGCUGUCAACGGGUAAUCAGUCGUCCAGAGUGUUUGUUGUACUAUCAAAUGCCACCGUUCUCCGAACACUGAUGAUUACUGCUCAAAGAUUAGGCAUGACCAAUGGACAAUACGUUUAUAUUGCUAUCGAACUAUUUGACAGUCCAAGCUGGGGGAAGUUUACGUGGAGUUUUGGAGAUGAGAGUGACAGGUUAAGAAACUUAUUACGAUGGGAAGCCAAACAAGCCUACGAAUCCGUACUGUUAGUCGCGCUCCACCAAGUCCGAAACGAUUAUUACGAAACCUUUUCCACGAAUGUUAAACGCCUCGCCAGGAAGACUCUGAACUACACUUUCGGGGCUUUUGAAGAAAUUGACCCUGUCGUGACGAGUUUCUACGAUGCGACGCUGUUAUACAGUAUAAUAAUGAAUAAAAUCAUUACAUCCGGCGGCAAUAUUUACGAUGGUGUGAAAGUAUCGGGCAUGAUGCGCAACUUUAUCUUCUCCAGUCCUAUUAGCGGAGACGUGUGGAUUGAUGCCGUGGGCGAUCGGCAAUCGGAUUACGUCGUCAAAAGUUUUAAUCCCGCUACCGGAAGAUUUGAGAAUUUUUGCACAUAUACGGCCAUAAGCGACUCGAUGGUGGCCACAGGACCAUUAUACUGGCCAACGAAAGUACUGCCGCCCGAUGUUCCCCGAUGUGGCUUUCAAGGAGAGUUCGCAAUUUGUCACCCGCAAGGCAGAGAUAAAAAUCCAAUGCGGCCCUUUUCUCUCCAAUGACAUCCUGAAAAAAAUCGUUUGAGAAUCAUGGGUGUUUAUGUCUUUUUUUUACUCUAUGUUUGUUUCUUCAUUUAUCUUAACGUCUACAACGAUCAGGAUCCUGCAUUAAGUGCUGUUGUGCUAUAUCAGUUUUUAUCAUCACAACUUACAAAGAUACAAUCCGGACAAGCUUUUGAAUAAAACUCUGCUGCUGCUUCUGA